AUGGAGAAAAAACGUGUUCAGGAAAAAUCCAAGUAUAAAUCCGCAUUUAAGUGGGGAGCAGCUGGGAUUACAGCCACUGUGAUUUUUGUCCUGGUGGAAGUUUUCAUAAUUCACUGGGUUACUCCCUUUGAUGAUGUCCUGCGGGUGUACUUCCCAAAAGCCGGAGUCCAUGUUCAGUUUGAGUUUGAGCUUACAGAAGACGGAGUAACGUACAGUAUCCAUAAGAAUCGUACCCUGGUCCAACUUGUCCGCAUGGGAACCAAUCUAGGCUGGGAUGUUAGAGUUGAGGAUCAUGGGAAUGGGGCAUAUAUACUUAGAAGUCGCGAGGGAUUUGUCAGCUUCAACCAAAUUGCUGAUGAGGAUGGAUUUGGUCUGUUUCAAAUAAAUCAAACCCUAUGGGCAGGAGACCGUUUGGAUGAUUUCGUGGAGCACUGCUUUGAUCUGGUGUCUCCGGAUGGGAGCAAUUGGUUUGCAGGACCUCAGGGGUACUAUCAAUACUGGCCAUCUCAGUAUCUUCAAUUUACAGAUUAUGCCUAUUUGCCCAAAACAUCUGCUCAUUCUCUAAUCUCUGAAAGAUACUGGGUUACUUCCAAAGGAAUGUUCCUCUAUUUUAGUCCAGAGACUCCCCUCUUCCUGAAUCGCAAACCCAAUCAUUUAUGCUUCGCUGCCAAGAAGCAGAGUCCUUAUUACACCUAUGAUCAUGGCUUCUGUUUCAAUUACACCAUUGGAGUGGCUUCAGAUGCCAGGACUGCUCAUCAAGCAGCUAUAAAGAGAUUCCUAGGAAAACCUCAACAUUACCCCGAUCGAAGGGUCAUUCAGUUUCCCAAAUGGAUUCUUAGGGAUAGCAAUAGGACCCAUUUGGAAGAUUUUGUGCAUAAUCUUGUACGUUAUGGCUUCAAUACGUCCAGCAUAAUUCUGGACCGCUCAUGGGAAAUAUGCCAGGGAGCUCUGGAAUUCGAUCCUAUAAAAUUUUUCAGUGUUCAGGGAUUGAUUAGGUACCUGAGGAGGUAUCAAAUCCUUCUGACACUCACCAUAACUCCAGUUAUCCAUGAAAAAUGCAAUCCAUACUUCCAGGAAGCUCUCUCCAGGGGAUUCUUUGUGAAAAGUCAUCAGAACACUCAUGUAAAUUUCGACAGGACUGCAGCCAUAGACUUCACCAAAGUUGAAGCUGUAAGGUGGUUCCUAUCUCGCCUUAGGAAUCUUCAGACCUUGGGUGUGGAAAACUUCUACUUUGAGGGCGGUGAGUUUGAUUCUGUUCCCAAUGAUCCCAAUUACGAGGGAGUUCCCCCGAGUUUACAUCCUGUUCAAUUCACCAUUGAUUCCCUGAGAGCUCUGGCCGAGUAUAGCGGUGAGACAAUUAUCCGGACUGGGUUUUGCACUCAAGAUUUACCCUUGCUCGUGAAGCUCCCGGAUUUCGACAAUCGCUGGGACAUUCAAAAUGGUUUGGAAGCUCUAAUUCCCAAGAUUCUGCAGACAAAUCUAAAUGGUUAUUACUUCUUGAUGGUUCCCAUUGGAUCUGGGCAUAUUGCUGAUUUAACCAAGGACAUGUAUAUUCGCUGGAUGCAGGCGGCUGUUUUUACUCCCUCAAUGGCUUUUGUAGUGCCUCCGUGGGAAUUUGAUGAGGAAACUGUGGAUUUAACUCACAAAUUCCUCAAGCUCCACUUUAAAUAUUUGGGAACAUUCAUGGAUCUCUUCAAGGAAGCCAAGUCAGAUGGGCAUCCUGUAAAUUUGCCCAUUUGGUGGCUCUACGCUGCAAAUAUGCGAGCCCAGGAAACUUUCGACCGUAAGAAAGUGGAGGCAAGUGCCCUAUCUUCGGAUGACUCAAGCAUUGAACAAAAAUCAUUAUAG
Molecule: messenger RNA, 1848 nt
Organism: Phlebotomus papatasi
Lineage: Eukaryota; Metazoa; Arthropoda; Insecta; Diptera; Psychodidae
Product: myogenesis-regulating glycosidase-like
Exons: 1
Coding region: 1-1848 (615 amino acids)
Biological process (GO): carbohydrate metabolic process
Molecular function (GO): hydrolase activity, hydrolyzing O-glycosyl compounds
Source: RefSeq, a predicted model, not a curated record